This is a messenger RNA of Salmo salar (Atlantic salmon), 6937 nucleotides long. RefSeq names its product protein FAM135B. Gene Ontology annotation, biological process: lipid metabolic process. NCBI's taxonomy places the organism in Eukaryota, Metazoa, Chordata, Actinopteri, Salmoniformes, Salmonidae. The record is from RefSeq and is a predicted model, not a curated record.
CGUCAGCCCGUCAAUUGUAAGCACAGUGCACAAGCAUGCAGCAGCCACGGCAGGAUACUGGCACAACCUGUGCACGCUGACUGUUAAUAUUCUCCCGAAACGAUGUGUCAACCACCAGACAGAGGAUAAACACGAAGCUAAACCACGAGACAGGCCAGGCGCACCACUUAGACAAAUUGAACAUUACUAUCAUGAUGGGGGAAACGUAAGCUAAGCUAGGAGGCUGACUUCUAGUGUUUUGCACUGCAGAAGGAGAGGAUACAGGGGCUGAAUGGAUAACCAUGGCAACAGCAGCAGCAGCAGGAGAAGCGGUGAGCAGCAGCUUACAACAGCGAUAUAACCACUGAACACAGACAAGGCAUCGUACCUCCGUAGAUCUGAAAGGCAAGGGUCGCUGUAGGUUGUGAAGCCAAAGCCUUCUGGAUAUUAAACAGUGGUGGACACUGGUUAUUGCGUGGGGAUUCGCAGCGCAUCAGUGAGCAAGGGGAUGACCUGGAACAUAUCAUGUCUGAAGUACAGGGGACCUUGGAGUUUUCUAUAGAGCUGAACAAGUUUCACAAUGUGGAUCUCUUCCAGAGAGGAUUCUACCAGGUCCGAGCAGGGCUGAAGGUCUCUCCUCGUGUACCACACAGGUUGAUAGCAACAACACCAGGGAAUACAGGUGACUGUAGUUUCAGCUCUGCGGGGGUCCAUGAUGGGGUCCAUGAGGACACUACGGUGUUCAGUCGGAUCUUCCAGAUACUCUACCGGAACGAAGAGGUCAACGUCAAUGACCGCAUGCUCUUCAAGGUCCACCUGUUGCUGGACGGGGAGAGGGUGGAAGAGGCUCUGAGUGAAGUGGACUUUCAGUUGAAGCUGGACCUUCACUUCACAGACAACGAGCAACAGUUAGGGGACAUCGUGACAGUCCCAGUGAUCAGCAGUAGAACCCUGGGUCUCCACUUCCACCCCAGGAGAGGUCUCCACCACCAUGUACCUGUCAUGUUUGACUACUUCCACCUGUCCGUCGUCUCUGUCUCCAUACACGCAUCCUUGGUGGCCUUACAUCAACCACUCAUCAGUUUUGCCCAUACAGGGAAGGGUUCCUGGCUGGGAAAGGGCUCCCAAGAGAACGGUACUGACCCGUCAGCCAUGGGGGUGUCCAUGGAGAACCUGAUGUUCGGGGCUGGAUACUGCAAACCUGUCAUCACAGAGGGAAGUUUCUACGUCCCCAGUGAGAACUGUUUACAGAGAGCUCACACAUGGCAUGGUAGACUCUGUCGCCUCCUACUGGUGGCACACAGAGGCCUACGUUCCUACUACACCAGUGUGAUGAAGGAGAUACCACAGCUGGACCAGGUGGACAUAGACGAGCUUCCUGUGGAAGGAACACUAAAUCAGCUCAAAAUAGAAUUACAGCUGCAGGAAGGACAUGAGAAAGUAGCAGAACAGAUCUGUAGAGACCUGACCCAACUCUGCUCCCAACUGUCGGCCCUGUGGACCCGCUUCCUGGAGGCUGCUGUUCCCAACACACAUAUCCUGUCCCACCUGUCCCAGGAACACCACACACUCAGGGUCAGGCGAUUUUCAGAGGCCUACUUCUUCACAGAACACCCCAAAGAGACAUCCCUGACAUUUCAAGAGGACCUGAUCAACAGACACAGUCAGAUAGCUGUGGAGGUGCGUAGCUCCAACUACCUGACCAGAAUGCCCCCGUUACCUGUAGAAUGCCUGGACAUUGACGGAGACUGGAACAGCCUGCCUAUCAUCUUCGAAGAUAGAUAUGUAGAGUCUCCACGGACAGAUUGGGGAUCAUAUAUGCCAACACCUCUGUCCAGCAGUGAGCAGGCCAUCCGUGACCCUCCUGUCACUGAUGCCAACAAUAGCCCUCCUCCCCUGGACCAGCUCACCAGCUCACCAGCAAUACCAACCCAGGAACCUAAAGACAGUGAGGACUGCAUGGACCUGUCUACAUACGGGUCUCUCAUAGGAGAGCAGAGCACCAGCAUUACUACUUACAAGAUAGGAGAGACAUCAGACCCAGACCAGGCAGACCCAGACCAGGGAGAGCCAGUCCAGCCAGGGGAUCCAGAGGAGCAAGCCAAGGCAGAGGAGAUCUCAGAGGAGAGCCCUGGUUUAGGCCUGAGGAUAAUCAGAGUCAGGCCCACUGAUGUGGAUCCAUUCAGAGGAGAGGCAGUGCUAAUGAUCUCCUCCAACCACAAACAGUGUACGGACCCACAACAUACCUCUAACCGUGAAGACACGACUUGGAAAGACUUGGAGAACCACCAGGACAUCAUCACACAGAGAUGCCAGAACAUUAUCAGUACAGGAAUUGACUUGGAUGUAGAAGAGAAUGACAUUGCUAUGGACGACGACAGCAAGGUAGUUCCUCUGAGCCGUCUAACCACUUACCCCCAGGCUCCACUCAAAGACCAUCCCCUCACGUACCCUCUACCUAUGGACCUGAGGAGAGAGCUGGCCCACCGAGGGGUGGUGGGGGUGGGGGGCUCCAAGAUAAUGAACCGCUCCCCCUCCGUCAUCUCCGACUCGGGCAUCGAGAGUGAGCCCAGCUCGAUGGCCUGGCUCCUGGACGCUCACCGGACUGGAGGAGGGCGCCCUCUGGAGGAGAUAAUGGUACUGCAGCGCCUGGAGAGGAGACACCCGGCCCACCGCAGCUCCCUGGAGGGCCUGCAGACAGAGAGUGGAGCCAGCGGGGGCAGCCUGCCCAGCGGAGGGGGUGGCAGCAUGGGUAUCCAGGCCUCCCUCACCUCCAUCUCGUCCCUGCCCUACGAGGACGACGAGGAACAGAGGUACCAGCAACAGCUCAGUAAACUGACCAAGUCUGUCUCAGCUCCUCAGAUCUCCAGCCCUGAGGACACAGAAGAGGACCAGGGAGGAGCGGAGGAGGAGGUAGACACGGAGAGCGAGGGGACCAGUGGGUACCAGGACCAGGAGGAGGGAUGCUCCUCCAUCUCCACUGCUCCCACCAAUGUAAUGGCUGGGGACUUGAUUAGACACCAGGAGUCCUUAUCCGGGGGAAACUACUCCUCUCUAGAGGACAUCCAAGAGGGAGAGCUGCCUGAGGUUGGUCUGUUUGACUGGGUAGCAGCGCCCUCACCACCCCAGCAUGUGAUCAGAGCUCAUAUGGAGAGUUGUCAUGUUCUUAAAGAAACUCUUAGAUCUAAUGAAUCUGCUUUGCCAGUGGCCCUGUCAGACACUCAGGAUACGAAGGCAGUAUUAAGUGGCAUUAGUCGAGUACCAGAAGUCUUGCUGUUCCAACAGUAUGUUGAAGGCCAUGAUGACGUGAAGGAUCCAGCUGUAGUCAGUCAGGUGGAGGAUAAGAACCAUCACAGAGGAGAUAGCCGUGGUGUCUCAAACUCAGUGGACCCAGGUCCCUUUAAAGUAGACAUCGCCUCCUGUAGCUGUGAGACAAAACCCUGUGAACAUGACAGCAGUGUGCUGGUGGAUGAUGUGGAGGAUAAUCCAAUCAGGGAUGACUGUCAGAGUCUCCAUCAGAUUGGGUUGAAUGACCUUGUUGACCAGGACCUACUGGAUCAUCAUCAUACUCCCUGCCAGAGUCUCCAUCGGGUCGGGCUGCGUGACCUGGUGGUGGUCUCACAGAGGAAGAGCCUCCAUGACCCCAGGCCUAUCCCCUCUAUCCCUAACCACACAGAGAGACCCAUCCACCUCAUAGGCCUUACUGUCAAUGAUACGGCCAGGCCUGAUGGCCUCAUAGGGCUCCCGGCCAAUGAGCGAGAGCAGCUGGAUCUCAACGGUCAGACCAAGCCGGCUAAGAUCCCCAGUAGCUCAGAGUCAGGGUCAGGCUCGGGGUCAAACUCAGGGUCAGGCCUGUCCUUUAUGAACAGGAAGGUGGUGGAGGUGGUGAAUAUGUCUGUGUCCUGUGCUCCAACCUGUCUUCCCUUCUCCUCCGUCCUCCGGGACUCACCGUCCAUUAGCGGCAUCUCCACUCGACAAGCCGCAUCCCCCAUUACCCAUCAGCCCCUGGGGUCCUUCGGCAUCAUCUCCUCAUCCUCGUCCAACUCCCUGGGGCCAGAUGACGACACAAACGAGAGGAUGCUGCAUUUCUACAGGUCCAAAGAGGAUCUGGUGAAAGACCUGGUGUUCCAGGCAACCCUGUACAGUGACCUCCCUCACCUGGCCUCCGACCUGCCCUAUUUCCCCCCUGAGGAGGAAGAUGAGGAGUUUGAGGAUGGCAUACACCUGGUUGUCUGUGUCCACGGCCUUGAUGGGAACAGUGCAGACCUUCGCCUGGUGAAGACCUUCAUAGAGCUGGGUUUACCAGGGUCCAGACUGGACUUCCUCAUGUCUGAGAGGAACCAGAUUGACACGUUUGCAGAUUUUGACACCAUGACGGACAGGCUAAUAGACGAGAUCAUCCAGCACAUUCAGCUGUACAACCUCACCGUCGGACGGAUAAGUUUCAUCGGUCACUCUUUGGGGAACGUGAUUAUCCGGUCGGUGCUGACAAGGCCCCGGUUCCGCUGCUACCUGGUCAAACUGCACACCUUCCUGUCUCUGUCUGGACCACACCUGGGAACGCUGUACAACAACAGCACGCUGGUCAGCACAGGUCUUUGGCUGAUGCAGAAGCUGAAGAAAUCUGGAUCGUUGCUGCAGCUCACCUGCAGAGAUCACACCGAUCCUCGGAAAACCUUCCUCUAUCUUCUCAGUCAGAAACCAGGGCUCCAGUUCUUCAAGAAUGUGGUGUUGGUGGCAUCGCCUCAGGACCGAUAUGUUCCCUUCCACUCUGCCAGGAUAGAGAUGUGCAGGACUGCACUCAAAGACAGGACCACAGGUCCAGUGUACACAGAGAUGAUCAACAACCUACUCCAGCCGUUGGUGGGGGCUAAGGACUGUCGUCUGAUUCGUCAGAAUGUGUUCCACGCCCUGCCCAACACCGCCAACACUCUGAUUGGCCGAGCCGCUCACAUCGCUGUGCUCGACUCUGAACUCUUCUUGGAGAAGUUCUUCCUGGUCGCAGGGCUCAACUACUUCAAAUAGAAUUUAAAACUACUUCAAAUAGUACUUCAAACUACUUUAAAGGGAUACGUCAGGAUUUUGACAAUGAAGCCCUUUAGCUAUUUCCCCAGAGUCAGAUGAACUUGUGGAUUCCAUUUUUAUGUAUCUGCGUGCAGUUUGAAGGAAGUUGCUAACUAGCAGGAGCGCAAUUGCAAACUAGCGUUAGGGCAAUGACUGGAAGUAUAUGGAAACUGCUAGCCUGCUAGUAGAUACCGCAGACUUCCAGUCAUUGGGCUGACACUAGUUAGCAUUGGCUCGCGAAACUACCUCUAACUUCCUUCAUACUGGAUGCAUUGACAUAAAAAUGGUAUCCACUAGUUCAUCUGACUCUGGGGAAGUAGAUAAAAUGCUUAAUUGACAAAAUCCUGAAGUAUCCCUUUAAAUAGAGGCUCAACUAUUUAAAAAAGUAGGACCACUACUUCAAAUAGAGCUUUAGCUAUAGAGAAACUGGCUCAGAGAGGCCCUAGGUCUAUAUGAAGAUCUCUUUGUUGUGGUUGACUGGAUAGGAGGAUUUGGUGAGAGAAAGGGGGUUGCACCAUGACUAUGUACAGUGUAUAUUUAAAGUAUGUAUACCUAUGUUACCCCUGCUGUCAAAGAGGUGAUCAUAACCUCUAUACAUCCCAUCCACAUUAACAGCUGUAUACAGUAUGUCAAGUGAAACAACCGCCGUGGUGCAUCGUGUGGCUCAUAUUGGUGUUGUAUAGGCCUUAUGAACACCCCUUCAUCCCAAAGUAUAGUCAAUAUAAUGUACAUCUAAUGUCCAUCCCAAAGCACUACCAAAUCAAGAACAUUUCAUGUUGGUAUGUAUCCUGACCUGAAGUGGCUAGUCUGAAUGAGGAUCACUGGAUGAAGGAUCUACUUGAAUGAGUAAAUGUAUGAAAUUGUUUUAAAAAAACUAAGGAGAUAGUUGUUUGAAAUUUAACUCCUUAAUUUAAUUGUAAAUGUUAUAAUACAUGUGUCAAACUCCACAUAGAACUGUGGUGAUAUUAUACUGUACAAAUGUUUCUUUUUACAAAAAUUAUUUAUAUAUAAUUUUAAAUUAUGUAUUUUAAAUUAUACCAUAUCCAUACGUUUGUCAGACUAUGAGCAUUGUGUUGUGGAUUUUAUAUCAUACAAUUUCAACACGUAACAUGAAGGCCAAAUCAAGAGGUGAACCUUCUCUGCAGUAUACACUGUAAUAUAUACAAUGCAAGAAAAAGGUGUUCUAUAUAUUUAUUGUAUACAUUUAUAUACAGUAUAUUACAUAUAUAAAAAGUGUAUGUUUGUUGAAAGCAUUUGUGUCCAUCAAACUACUGAGUUGAGUUGAAUGCUUAUCAACCAUGUAAUGCCUUUGUGUUCUUUAAAAUAAGGUAUAUCCCAACCUCCAUAAGGUAUUAUGUACCUUCUACCGACUGUAGUGAUCCUAUUGAGAUAUGAGUAUUACUACUACUGAGAUAUGAGUAUUACUACUACUAAGAUAUGAGUAUUUCUAUACUGAGAUAUGAAUAAUAUGAGUAAUAUUAUACUGAGAAUUACUAUACUGAGAUAUGCGUAUUACUAUACUGAGAUAUGUGUAUUACUAUACAGAUAUGAGUAUUACUAUACUGAGGUAUGAGUAUUACUGCUACUGAGUCCAUUGUGUAAUUAUCUUGGUUGAUUAAUAUUUGAAAUAUAGAAUUAUGAAAUAUGAAUGGCUAUAGCUCAUAUCCCUUGGAAAUGGGAUUUUUUUCCUGAUUUCUCAUACCGUAUGUGCGCUGCUUUUAGAGUUAGAUUUUGUAUGCAUUGAACCUUUAAUGUCGCUACCUUGUCUGUGCCAGGAACAGUAUAAUAAGGAGGGUGUCACCUUCCUGCGUCGGAGAACAGUGUCUCUACUAUGGGAACUUACUAGUAGGCACUAUGCUUCUGUCCAUCGAGAUUAAAUGAAUGUUUAAAUUUA